This is a messenger RNA of Psammomys obesus (fat sand rat), 3139 nucleotides long. RefSeq names its product GRB2 associated regulator of MAPK1 subtype 1 (gene Garem1). Gene Ontology annotation, molecular function: proline-rich region binding. The transcript is spliced from 6 exons. The coding region runs from base 286 to 2916 and encodes 876 amino acids. The record is from RefSeq and is a predicted model, not a curated record. Lineage: Eukaryota; Metazoa; Chordata; Mammalia; Rodentia; Muridae. Gene Ontology annotation, biological process: epidermal growth factor receptor signaling pathway; cellular response to epidermal growth factor stimulus.
GCCGAGGAGGAGGCGGGCGGCCGGCCGUCGCCGCUGCAGAGCCGGGGCCAAGGGAGGCGGAGGCGGAGCGGGAGCCGCCGCAGCCAGCCGGGCCGCCUGCAGUGCUCCCCGGGCUUGAGGGCGCGGGGCGCCAGCCAUGCCUCGGUGUGGCCGCUGAAGACUGGCGCCGGCGUCCCCGCCGCUGUGCCUCGCUGCCCGGGGCUGCCCGCGGCGGGAGUGCGGAGCCGCCCGCCAGCCAGCGGUGGCGCGGGCGCGGGAGCGCGGGGCCCGGAGGAGGCGGGGAAGAUGGACCCGGCGCCCUCGUUGGGCUGCAGCCUCAAGGAUGUGAAGUGGAGCCCAGUGGCGGUGCCGCUCGACCUGCUGGUCAGCACCUACCGGCUGCCCCAGAUCGCGCGGCUGGACAGCGGAGAGUGCGUGGAAGGGCUGCGGGAGAAUGACUACGUGCUGAUCCACUCCUGCCGGCAGUGGACCACCAUCACUGCCCAUAGCCUGGAAGAAGGUCACUAUGUCAUUGGGCCAAAGAUCGAGAUCCCCGUUCAUUAUGCAGGACAAUUCAAGCUGCUGGAGCAAGACCGGGAUAUAAAGGAGCCGGUGCAAUAUUUCAACAGUGUGGAGGAAGUGGCCAAAGCAUUUCCUGAGCGUGUGUACGUCAUGGAGGAAAUUACAUUCAAUGUGAAGGUUGCGUCAGGUGACUGCAAUGAAGACACUGAGGUUUACAACAUCGCCCUGUGUACGGGGGAUGAACUCACCCUAAUGGGCCAAGCAGAAAUCCUUUAUGCAAAGACCUUCAAGGAGAAGUCGCGACUCAACACCAUCUUCAAAAAGAUUGGGAAACUCAAUUCCAUCAGCAAGCUGGGAAAAGGCAAAAUGCCCUGCCUCAUUUGCAUGAAUCACCGGACCAAUGAGAGCAUCAGCCUUCCAUUCCAGUGCAAGGGCAGGUUUAGCACCCGGAGCCCCCUGGAACUGCAGAUGCAGGAAGGGGAACACACCAUCCGAAACAUCGUGGAGAAGACUCGGCUCCCCGUGAACGUGACAGUGCCCAGCCCCCCUCCCAGGAACCCCUAUGACCUCCACUUCAUCAGAGAGGGACACCGCUACAAGUUUGUGAACAUCCAGACCAAGACAGUGGUGGUCUGCUGUGUGCUGCGAAACAACAAGAUCCUCCCCAUGCACUUCCCUUUGCACUUGACUGUCCCCAAGUUCAGCCUCCCCGAACACCUGGUGAAGGGAGAGGUGUGGCCAGAAACCCUAGUCCAUCACUGGCUUGGUAUCUGCCAAGAGCAGUUUGACAUUGAUGAGUAUUCACGGGCUGUUCGCGAUGUGAAAACGGACUGGAAUGAAGACUGCAAGAGCCCCAAAAAGGGCCGUUGCUCUGGCCACAACCAUUUACCCAAUUCCCUCAGCUAUGCCCGCGACGAGCUCACCCAGUCCUUCCACCGGCUCUCAGUCUGUGUGUACGGCAACAAUCUCCACGGCAACAGUGAGGUGAACCUCCAUGGCUGCAGGGACCUUGGGGGAGAGUGGGCCCCUUUUCCUCACGACAUCCUCCCCUAUCAAGACUCUGGUGACAGUGGGAGUGACUACCUUUUCCCGGAAGCUAAUGAUGAGUCGGCGGGCAUCCCAGGAAAGCCAGAAGUUCCCUAUGAAGAGCUGUGGCUGGAGGAAGGCAAGCCGAGCUGCCAGCCUCUCACGCGCUCGCUCAGUGAGAAGAGCAGGUGCGACCCCUUGAGAGGCUCCACGCGAUCCAAAUGUACGACCUCUUCUCUCCCUGCCCCUGCAACCCUGGGAGGCACAGCGAAGUCUUCAGAAAUCGCCCUACCUCCACCUCCAGUGCCUCCCAAAUCUGAAGCUGUCAGGGAAGAAUGCCGGCUCCUGAACGCCCCGCCUGUUCCACCCCGAAGCGCAAAGCCUUUAUCCACAAGUCCCUCCGUCCCUCCUCGCACGAUCAAGCCAGUUCGGCCACAGACUCGCUCCCCCAGCCCCACCCUGUCCUACUAUUCUUCAGGGCUGCAUAACAUCAGCGUCACUCAGAGUGACACAAGUCCUCCUGACAGUGCUCCCGUUUCCUGCUACCCCUGCAACCGAGCGAAGAGGGACUCUGUGGACCCCAAGUCCCCAUUUGGAAGCCCUGCUGCCGAAGCUCUGUCCUCCCGGCUCUCGUGGCCCAACCAUUACUCGGGAGCCUCGGAGAACCAGACAAGGAGUGACCUCCUGCUCGAUCCGAGCAGGAGCCACAGCUACCCCAGACAGAAGACACCCGGCACACCAAAGAGAAACUGCCCAGCCCCCUUUGACUUCGAUGGCUGCGAGCGCCUGGAAGGCUGGGCCAGCACGGCCUCCACAGAGUUCAGCAGCGCUGUCUCCAGUUGCCCCAAGUCGGCCAGCUACUGUCUGGAGAACUCCGAGGACAACUCCCUUGCAGCUGGCAUGACCAAGCAGAGCGUCUCCUGCCCUGCCUUACCCCCAAGGGCCCCAAAGCCAGUGGAACAGAAAGCCACCCCGGAAACAUCUCCUUUGCCUCUGAAAAUUGACGGUGCUGAGGAGGACCCCGCAGCAGGGUCGUUGGACCUCUCUGAGGACCAGUAUUUUGUCAAAAAGGGCAUGCAGGACAUCUUCUCUGUCUCUUACCCCUUCUCCUCUCCGCUCCACCUCCAGCUGGCCCCCAGGUCCUGUGGGGACGGUUCCCCGUGGCAGCCACCUGCCGACCUAUCAGGACUCUCCAUAGAGGAAGUAUCCAAGUCCUUACGGUUCAUUGGUUUGUCUGAAGACGUCAUAGCCUUCUUUGUCACGGAGAAGAUCGACGGGAAUCUGCUCGUUCAGUUAACAGAAGAAAUCCUCUCAGAGGAUUUCAAACUAAGCAAACUGCAGGUGAAGAAAAUACUGCAGUUUAUCAAUGGCUGGAGGCCCAAGAUAUAGCCAAAUGGCCCCAGCCAGCGUGAGACGGAGCUGCGAAACCUGUGUUUAGAAAGGGUGGGCUAGGACACAAAUUCAUGUUUUUUGCACUAAAACGAAACAAAACAAAAAACAAAAAUCCUUCUUUGUAAAUAGAGAUAAGAGAAAGUCUUACUAUGCAGAUUCCAUUUCUGAAUGGUGAACAGGCUAUUUUGUACAUCAAUAAAGAUGCUAUACAGAACACUCA